AUGCUGAGCGUGAAUACAUCGGACAUUAUUUACGAUAGGCUAGUUAUGCUGCAACUCUACCUGUAUCCGACGAUAAAGGAUUUCGCUCUUGCAUUAGUGUUCAUACUGAAAAACGGCAUAAAUCACGGAAAGAAGGAGGAUGGCGCCGAAUCGUCGAAACCGCAUAAACCGUCUAUCGUCAACUCGUUAAAGAAUGUCAUGCACCGAAGCGGCUCAGAUUCACUUGAAUGGGUCGGUGGGUUGAAGCACACUAGAAGCGGUUUGUGCGACUCGAUUUCGCCAAGCAUGCUAAGCAAGAUUCCUGCGUCGGCGACCGAUAAAAUAGACGCCCUGCAGAGCUUCGUCAAAGAGCGCAAGUCGUUGCUGCUUGGCCGUCGAUCCACCGACUUCUCAAAC
Messenger RNA from Soboliphyme baturini, 396 nucleotides. The record is from the annotation of a GenBank genome assembly. Lineage: Eukaryota; Metazoa; Nematoda; Enoplea; Dioctophymatida; Soboliphymatidae.